Molecule: messenger RNA, 342 nt
Organism: Vicia faba (fava bean)
Lineage: Eukaryota; Viridiplantae; Streptophyta; Magnoliopsida; Fabales; Fabaceae
Source: the annotation of a GenBank genome assembly
AUGGAGAUAGUUGGUUUCAUUCCCAAGUGUGGAAACAUGAGGUACACAAGGAGAAGUGCAUAUCAUAAGCUCAAGAGCAACAAUGAGGUGAGUAAUUGUACUAAUAAUAAUGUUUCUAUGUUAGGAUCAAGAAAAUUAAAAAUUACAGAAAAAAUGUCAGAAGUUCAACCAAAGAUCUUCAGGUUAUCAACAAAUCUAUGGAAAAAGUUAAGAGAUGGUUAUGUGCAUGGUAUGCUAUGUAUGGCUGCACAUGUUGCUCACUUCAACAAUGGUGAAAUUUAUUUUUUCAAGAAGGUCCAUUAUAAUGAUGCUGAUGAUGUUCUUUAUUUGAAAUCCUCAUGA